UUGAGUGGGCAGCAGCGAAUUGUUGUACAGAGAUCCGUUUCAGUGUCGUCAAUGGGAAGCGCGCAGGCGGCGGCAAAGCGACUCUCCGUCUAGAACAAGUCCGCGGCUGCACCAUGCUCUCCCGGUCCAUCCCGUGUCUCUGGAUUACUGUCUGCCUGCGCUUGUGCUGCCACGUGAGCGGCGGGGACGCGCAGAAUGCCAAGGAAGUGAUUCUGCUGGACUCCAAGGCGCAGCAGACGGAACUGGAGUGGAUCUCCUAUCCUCCGAACGGGUGGGAGGAGAUCAGCGGCUUGGAUGAGAACUACACUCCCAUCCGCACCUACCAGGUGUGCCAGGUCAUGGAGCCCAACCAGAACAACUGGCUGCGGACUAACUGGAUCGAGAAGGGGGAUGCCCAGAGGAUUUUUGUGGAACUCAAGUUCACCUUGAGGGAUUGUAACAGCUUGCCCGGAGUGGUGGGCACCUGCAAGGAGACGUUCAACCUGUUUUACCAGGAGACGGAUUCUGAGGUGGGCCGGGGCUUGAGGGAGAACCAGUACGUGAAAAUCGACACAAUCGCAGCGGACGAGAGCUUCACCCAGGGCGACCUCGGGGAGAGGAAGAUGAAACUGAACACAGAGCUGCGGAUCAUUGGCCCGCUGUCCAAAAGGGGCUUCUACCUGGCCUUCCAGGACGUGGGGGCGUGCAUUGCCCUGGUCUCCGUAAAGGUCUACUACAAGAAGUGUUGGUCGAUCAUCGAAAACCUGGCCACCUUCCCGGACACAGUGACAGGAUCGGAGUUCUCCUCCCUGGUGGAGGUGGAGGGAAUGUGUGUGAACGACGCCGAGGAGGAGGCCGACAACUCUCCCAAGAUGCACUGCAGUGCCGAGGGGGAGUGGCUUGUGCCAAUUGGGAAAUGUAUAUGCAAAGCUGGAUUUCAUCAAAAAGGAGACGCGUGUGAACCUUGUGGUCGUGGUUUCUACAAGUCGUCCUCCCAGGACCUGCAGUGCUCUCGCUGCCCAGCACACAGCUUCAACGACCGGGAGGGAUCGUGGCGCUGCGACUGCGAGGACGGCUACUACCGCGCGCUCUCUGAUCCUCCGUCUGUGGCGUGUACACGACCUCCCUCAGCGCCGCAGAACUUGGUCUACAACAUCAACCAGACCUCUGUCACUUUGGAGUGGAGCCCGCCUGCUGACACUGGCGGCCGCAAUGACGUCACCUACCGGGUUGUCUGCAGGCGCUGCAGCUGGGAGCCCGAGGAAUGUGUGGCGUGUGGGCCCAAUGUGGGAUACUCACCAGCUCAGUCGGGAUUAGUGGACACGUACGUGAUGGUGACGGACCUGCUCGCACACGCCAAUUACACCUUUGAGGUGGAGGCCGUGAACGGAGUAACAGACCUGAGCCGCACGCAGAGGCUGUUUGCAGCAGUUCGCAUCGCUACAGGCCAAGCAGCUCCAUCCCAGGUCCGCGAGAUCAUCAACAAGAAGGUGCAGCAGCGCAGCAUCCAGCUCUCCUGGCAGGAACCCCAGCAGCCCAACGGUGUCAUCAAGGAAUAUGAAAUCAAAUACUACGAAAAAGACCAGAAGGACCGGAUCUACUCCACUGUGAGGUCCAAGUCCACCUCUGCCACAGUCAACAACCUGAAGCCCAGCACAGCCUACGUGUUCCAGAUCAGGGCUCUGACGGAGGCCGGGUACAGCACCUACAGUCCCCGGCUGGAGAUCACCACCCAGGAGGAGGCCACAGCUGCGACCGUCUCCAGCGAGCAGAACCCCGUCAUCAUCAUAGCGGUGGUGGCCGUGGCGGGGACCAUCAUCCUGGUCUUCAUGGUGUUCGGCUUCAUCAUCGGGAGAAGGUACGCUCUCGCGGGCCCCAUUGACUCUCCGCUCCUGCACUGCGGGUACAGCAAAGCCGAUCAGGAGGGAGACGAGGAGCUCUACUUCCAGUUUAAAUUUCCAGGCACCAAAACCUACAUUGACCCUGAAACCUACGAGGACCCCAACAGGGCUGUCCAUCAAUUUGCCAAAGAGUUGGACGCCUCCUGCAUCAAAAUCGAGCGCGUCAUUGGAGCAGGAGAGUUUGGGGAGGUGUGCAGCGGUCGACUGAAGCUGCCCGGAAAGCGGGACGUUUCGGUCGCCAUCAAGACCCUGAAAGUGGGCUACACGGAGAAGCAGAGGCGGGACUUCCUGUGCGAGGCGAGCAUCAUGGGCCAGUUUGACCAUCCCAAUGUGGUCCACCUGGAGGGAGUCGUGACGCGAGGAAAGCCGGUCAUGAUUGUCAUCGAGUACAUGGAGAACGGCUCAUUAGAUGCUUUCCUCAGAAAGCACGAUGGUCAGUUCACAGUCAUCCAGUUGGUGGGGAUGCUGCGGGGCAUUGCGGCAGGAAUGAGAUAUCUCGCAGAUAUGGGCUACGUCCAUCGAGAUCUGGCUGCGCGGAACAUCCUUGUCAACAGCAAUCUCGUAUGUAAAGUGUCGGACUUCGGGCUAUCAAGGGUGAUAGAGGACGAUCCCGAGGCUGUCUACACAACAACCGGUGGCAAAAUUCCCGUCCGGUGGACUGCUCCCGAAGCCAUCCAGUACCGGAAAUUCACCUCAGCAAGUGAUGUGUGGAGUUAUGGCAUCGUCAUGUGGGAAGUCAUGUCCUAUGGAGAGCGGCCCUACUGGGACAUGUCCAACCAGGAUGUAAUAAAGGCCAUAGAAGAAGGCUACCGUCUUCCAGCCCCCAUGGACUGCCCCCCAGGUUUGCAUCAACUAAUGCUGGACUGCUGGCAGAAAGACAGAGCAGAGCGCCCCAAAUUUGAUCAGAUAGUCGGCAUCCUCGAUAAGAUGAUCCGCAACCCCAACACCUUGAAAACCCCAGUGGGAACUUGUACGAGACCAAUUAGCCCGCUGUUAGAUCAGAGCACACCAGACUUUGCUGCUUUCCGCUCAGUGGGAGAGUGGCUGGAAGCCAUCAAGAUGGAGCGAUACAGGGACAACUUCACAGCAGCUGGCUACAGCUCCUUAGAGUCUGUGGCCAGGAUGUCAAUCGAGGAUGUGAUGAGUUUGGGAAUCACGCUGGUGGGCCAUCAGAAGAAGAUCAUGAGCAGCAUACAGACUAUGAGAGCCCAGAUGCUGCAUCUCCAUGGGACGGGCGUGCAGGUGUGACGAAACGCGACGGUCUGCCACCGUCAGGACGAGAAACCAAGACAGAACUUCUCUGGAGCAGCGCCGGAGAGGAAACCGGCAGAACAGUCAAAGUGAACGGACGCCUGUCAUGUUUGACUCCUGCUGCGUCCGGAGGGAAAUCACUUCUUUGUUCCUCAGCGAGGGAUGGAGGUCCGUCUCUUCAAAGGGCACUAAAGAGGGAAAAAGGGCAAGAAGCAGCAACAAAAACUUCCUGGAUGAGAUUUUUUUUCUUUUUUUUCCUUUGUAGAAGCGCUUAUGAACUUGACUACAUAUCAGUGGACGCCUUGAGAAGAGUUGGACGUUUGCGUUUCUUUAAUUUAACUAAUUAUUUUAGUGCACAUCACAGCUAUGGAUUUUCUUUGAAAGAACUCAUCUAUUUGUGGUGGUUUUUCUUGAAACCUUUAUGUAAUUUCUUUAUCUUCGUAGCCACAAAGUUGUUGUUUUUAAUUUAGUGUGUUGUUUUUUUCUUUGAAUGUGACAACAGGGUAACUCCAAUCUAAGCAGAGUGGGUGCAGAUUUCAAGGAGCUGUUUGUGUUGGACUGUUUGCAGCAAUGUCUUUUUUUACAGGCUCUCGCCCGUGUUUGAAACCCGCCACCCGGGGGGUUGACAUGAUUUUAAAGGUUUCAUCAACAAGGCUGCAUGUAAGUGCAGCACAGAGGAGAAGCAGGAGGCAAAUUGCUCUUCUAAUCACCAGACGUUUAUGUCGGCGUAGCAAUAUCCUUUGUUUUAGUGUUGGCUUACUUUGGUGAUUGAUUUGAAUGUGUCAGCACAGUUGAAAGAUUGUAUUUUGAAACUGCAGCUGCUGCGUUUUCUUUUGCCGUCAAUGUUGCACACAGUUUGCUUGGUUUAUACUGUUUGAGGAUCUCAGAAUGGAGUAGAUUUAAUACUGCCUUAAAAAUGUUUAGAUUUAGUAUUGACAGUAUUUUAGGUACUUCAGUGGUGAUGCUUUCUGCGGUUCAGUUGAAGUGUUUUUCUUUGAUCUUGUAGCGUGAUGUCUUCUGACACGACACUUGAUCUGGUGUCCACAGACUCAGUUUACGCCAGGAAUGACAGUUAGUAUGGAGGAGGUAGACACAUAAGAGCAAUAAUUACCAGGGAGAAACGGUCCUCAGCCGACGUUCUUUAAGGUGCUAGGUAGAACCUCGUGCACGCUGUGCUCAGAUGAAGCCUCUGGAAAGCAGCCAGAAUGCAGAGGAAGGUGGCUCUUUGACCUGGAGCAGCUUGCAGAGUGCUCACCAAACUGCCAUGCCCAGUCAUCAAACGAUAUAAUCAUGUCACAUUUCUCCACUAUGAUAUGCUAAACAUUUGAUGAAAAUCUAACAUGCCGUGGAAAUGUUGAACUGAGCGGCCGUGCAGAUGAAAGUGCUGCUCUGAAUCUCAAAAAUGUGCCAAUCAGCCACCCUGACAUCAUCUUCAACCACGUUGCGCCUCCUAGAAAUCAAAGAGCCCUUUCAGGGCCCGGUUUGAAACGGCGGGACCAAAGGACGGAGUGUGCAUCGGCACAGGCACCGGUUAAAUCCCUCCAUCCUGGCUCUGCGGGCGGCCGCACAGCUGCCUCGUUUUUUUCCACGCUGCUCAUCCCUCACAGGCGUGGAUGUGAUGGAACAUGCAUUAAAGUGUCUCUUAAGAUUUCUCCUCUUUUCCAUCCAGAUGACUUUGGAUGGAGAACAGAGAUUGGCAGAAGAUGCGCUAAAAGCCAGUCAACCUCUUUGCUGCCAUCUGUCUCCACUUCAAGAAAAAAAGGAAAACAAGCUUCCUUGUUGAAUAUGUUUUUCUGCAGUUUCCUUUGAUAAGAACAACAAUUUGUCAGCUUUCAUGUAAAGGCUCACAAAAAAGGCUUCCGUUACUUCCUUCACUGCUGCUGCAAGCUGAGAAACAAAUCUGCUCUUUGAGAGCUGCAAUUGUUUUCUGAGGGUUUUAGUUUUGUCUUUGGUGCAUGAAGUGGAACAACAUCAGUGAUCAAACCGGGCUAACACCAUAAAAGGCUGUCUUUAUUCAUUUUUAUAGAAACAUGCCCAGAAACAUUAGAUCUUUUUUUCAUCUUUGUGUUUGUUAGUAUUUGGAUUGAACCGACAUGGAGCCUGUAAUGACAGGACCUGCUGAUGUUUGUACUCACUCUGUUUUAGUAGCCGUACUACCAUUGCAGUCCAGCUUCACUAGAUUUGGCUCAGAUUUAGGUCCGACUAACAGUUUAGAAGAACAAAAGCAAAACACUAACACCAGGUUCACACUGGACGUGGAACGGAGUCCGCUUCCAUUCCGCGCCAUUGUUAACAACCUAUGCUGUGAUUCACACCAGACGCAGAGCGCUGUGGAAGACUGGCGCCGUGCAGCGGAUCGUUUCAGCGUCUGGUCGUUUUGUGCACAAGCGCUGAACGAUCCGCGUCAAUCCUCGGAGGAAGUCACAUAAAGAUACAUGAGAAAAUCCGGUUUAUUUUCAAAAUAUAACCAAUUUUUACAAUAAAACACCACGACUGACAAAUGGAAUCAUAUUUUUGUAUCCAAACGGACUGUAGAGAUGAAUAUAAAGACACAACUACAGCACACACACUUUAAAUUAAAGAAGUGUAGGUCUACUACCUGCUUACUUCUUCUAAGCAGAAACGUGGGAUAGUAAUUUUCGGUUAUUAACGUAUCUAUGAUUCCAAAAACACAAAGAAGCUCUAGCAGAAAUGCUCGUCGACUGUCAUGGAAAAAUGCACGUUUGGUGUGAAUCACACUCCACUCUGCGGUACUUCCGCGUCCGGUGUGAACCUAGCGUAAAGCUGCCCUGAAGCUUGUUAGUGAAGUUCAGUAAAAGUAAAAGAACACAGUUUCAUGAAGUGAUGCUAGAACAUCUCAGACCUCCUGAGAGCUCUUCUGUGACCUCCCCUCACCUAUAGUUUUAAAGUCUGCUCCUGGAGUCUCAAUUUCAAACUUUCAUGCCUUAAACCUUUUGCUGUCCGGUCAUUCACGUUAUUAUGUAACACAUCUUUUGUGCAUCAAAGCAGCUAUAGGUCUGAGAAGAACACCGCUUGCAGUUUCAUUUGUAGUUGGGUUCUAACUGUUUUACUAAUCCUUCAAUCUUAACAGUACGCUUCUUUUGCUGCAGCUGGAGCUAACAUAGCAUGCACAUUCCAACACUUCUCUCAUUCUUUUCUACUUAUAGCAUUGAUUUGAUGCAUAACCAAAUAACAAAAAUGAUGAGAAACUACAAAGUGCAGCAGGCAGGGAGUAUUUGCUUGAACAACUAAUGACUCAACAGUUAGUCAAAUAUUCACUAAAUUAGUUUUGCUUUAAAAACUAUCCCGAUACCUAUUUAUAUGAACUAGAGAACACCAUUUAAAGCUUCCUUUUCUUUUUUUUUAGUUUGAUGACUAUUGUUUUCCAGUGAAGUCCAGUUUGCACAACACGCUUUGAGAAAUUAACUCACUUUUCCUGUAAUGUGUUGCAGUUACUGGCAGUGAAUAGUUUCCAACUAUCUGACAGCAGGAAUUGAAAGAAAAGCAAAACAGAACAACAAUUCGUGAGCUCUUUCACAGAAACAAAUUCAUCAUAAUCACAGUGAGGAGGAAAUUUUGGAUUGCAGGUUUUUUUGGCAACUAAUACAAUCCACAAUGAGUGUUUUAUGUUUACUUAAUAUGGAUCCAUUUACAGCCAAUCUUUGCGAAGAGACACCAGGAAUUAGCCCCGACCGGUCCUCCAUGUCACACACACCCUCCUGUUAUUGAUACAGCAGAGCUCAGCAGUUGGACCGGCGCCAAACCUUUGAAUUGAAUACAGGCAUAAAGCCAUUGGGUCAGCAGAAAACUGCAGUUCACAGGCAGCACCUCGUCUCACCAACAGCCCUUUCGUCCAAACUCUAUUUUCAAAGCGGGCCCCGAGAUGAGGCCCUUUGUUCCCCAGAGUGGAAAAAACGCUGGUGUCUUUUUUUUAAGUUUUAUGUCCAUUGUUCCUGUGCUGGGUAGGCAGCAGUUCAAGCCAAAACUGAGAUUAACGCCAGGGUACAAUCGAUUCCGCGCACGAAUCAUCUGCAUCUUUGACAAACUUGCACCUCUUUACUGGCUGUUUCUCCUCGUUCCUCAGUCGGAGUGUCCGGUCACUCGGCUCUGCGGUGGGAAAGUGCAGCUCUUCUAAAAACUGGAAGCAGACACGGUAGAAGGGAUGGUAGGGUCCAGGAGUGGCCGGCUGAACAUGGCGUGUUUGUACUCUGAGGGUGAAUCCAGAGGCAGCAGCACUGUCCGUGUGUCAGAGAGCCCCGAUGUGACAGGAUCUUCGUGGAUGUUGAAACUGUAUAACUUGUACAUUUUAUUUAUAUUGUUUUUUACACAUAUUACUCAGUAGAGAGCUCUGAAUACAUUGAAAAUGCACUAUAUUUUUCUAUCUCACAGAAUGAUUAUUGUCACCCACAAGAUUUCUGUUGUACAUAAUUUUUCAUUUAGGACCAAAGACAGUUGAUAAGAUUUCCAUCUUGACUUUGAUUUUUUUUUUUUUUUACCUCUAGGUUGUUGUACAGUGAUACAAAAUGUUGAUUUAUUAUUUAUUUUCUGUGAUGAAAGUUUUGAGAAUAUUCACUGUUCAGAAGUAUUUUCCCCAACAGCUGAACUUUCAGAUCUUUUAAUUAGACUUUUUUUCUUGUUCCAUAGAUGCUUCUUUUUGCUUUUUAACCUUUGUAAUAGACUGUACAUAUAUUUUUGGAAAUAUAAUACAAUCUCUAUAGAUUU
Messenger RNA from Oryzias melastigma (Indian medaka), 7853 nucleotides. RefSeq names its product eph receptor A7 (gene epha7). Gene Ontology annotation, molecular function: protein binding; transmembrane-ephrin receptor activity; ATP binding. Bases 114 to 3128 code for a protein of 1004 amino acids. The transcript is spliced from 17 exons. Gene Ontology annotation, biological process: axon guidance; protein phosphorylation; cell surface receptor protein tyrosine kinase signaling pathway. The record is from RefSeq and is a predicted model, not a curated record. NCBI's taxonomy places the organism in Eukaryota, Metazoa, Chordata, Actinopteri, Beloniformes, Adrianichthyidae. Gene Ontology annotation, cellular component: neuron projection; plasma membrane.